This is a messenger RNA of Drosophila sulfurigaster albostrigata, 984 nucleotides long. Its product is annotated as ficolin-1-like. The record is from RefSeq and is a predicted model, not a curated record. The coding region runs from base 39 to 848 and encodes 269 amino acids. The transcript has 2 exons. NCBI's taxonomy places the organism in Eukaryota, Metazoa, Arthropoda, Insecta, Diptera, Drosophilidae.
UCGUGUUCAAUUCGUUUGUUCUGUGAACUGUGAAUACAAUGCAAAAUUCUCUAAUAAUUCUGUGCUUUCUAUCGCUGGCAUGGGUCAAUUUGAUUUCUGGUCGUAGCGUGGAUCAGGAUGUAUCGAGUAAAAACGAAAGCAGAUUCGAAGAAGUUGAGAAACUAAAUGUUGAGUAUAAGGAGCGUCUGGAUCUGUAUGAGAAAAUCCGUUGUCAAAGACAUGAGAACUUUAACGAUAUUUAUAUAGUUCGCGUGCCUGGAAUUGAACCUUUUGCCGCACCCUGUGAAUCACGUAUUGAGGAUGGCGGAUGGACUGUUAUUCAGAGGCGACUCGAAGGCAACAUCAACUUUCAGCGAAGCUGGAAUGAAUAUCGUGAAGGUUUCGGCGAUUUGAAAGGAGAUUUCUUCAUUGGCUUGGAGAAGCUGCAUAGAAUGACCACAGCGCAUAGACAAGAAUUAUUAGUCUUUUAUGAAAGAUCUCUUCUGGAGACGAAGCAAGAAAUAUACCGCAAUUUCUUAAUUGGUUCCGAACAGGAAGAAUAUGUGCUAAAGUCAGCAAGGUCGGACGGGUUACUUGGAUUUAGAAGCAAUAUUGGCAAAAAAUUCUCAACCUAUGACCGAGAUAACGAUGAGUAUUGGUUGGAUAAUUGUGCGAAAAUUUAUAAUGGUGGCUGGUGGUUCGGCAAGUGCAUCCCAGAAGUUGUCGCCUCCAAUCCGAAUGGACCCUAUUUGCCCGAAGUUACCUCUAAAUCUAGGGGUAUUGUGUUUGCGGGCUUCAAAGGUAUUAGAGCAGUGCAAAUGAUGAUUCGUCCACAAAGGAAGGAAAAAGACCCAUUUGCCUUGGAGUAGGAGUAGCAGCGUAUCUUUAUUAAUUAAAUCAAAUGUAUUUUAUUAUUUGUGUUGCAGCUUUAAAAGUACAACAAACGAUAUGCAACAUGUAACAUGAGUUGAAAUAAUAUGCUUCAACAGAAAAUAAAAAACAUUA